GCAGGCAGCAAGCAGCAACACAACGAUACAACACAGCAAUUCACAAUUCACAAAUUGUGAAUCACAAUUAAAUAGGACACGAAGUAUUUUCAGCUUGUUUUUUGUAUUUCAAAUCUUUUGUUUACGUUUAUAUUUUGUUUUCCUUUUUAAAUCUUUACUUACUAGGUAAGAGUUUGAGGCUAAAAGACUUGUAGUAAGAUGAAUAAUCUACCAUUAACCCCACCCACCAAUGAAGCAACGCCUCCCAAUAAUCACGAGAUUCUACGAAAUGACGACUCUUCUGACCCGGACGAGGAUCUUUUGGAAUGUAGCAUUUGUCUGAGCAUUUUUGAAGUUCCAAUCAAUCACUGCAGCAAUGGACACAAUAUUUGCAGCAAACACGUUAAAGAGUUGAUGCAUCGACGCUGCCCGUUUUGUCGGGUGCCAUAUCCUUCCGAUCUCCCGAGAAAUUUGCUUGUUGAAAGGAUCGUUUCGCGACGGCUGGAGAAGAAGAAGAAGGAAGACGGACAGAAGAAGGGGGACAAAGUGGCGACUACUUUAGAGGCAUCUCUUUCAUCGCGAGAUAAUAAUUUUGGUCCACCGACAGGAUUACUGGUCCCCGAUCGGAGUCAGAAUUUAAUCCCCGGACCGAGUAGAUCGCCUUCGGUGGCAAUAGCUUCCCCACCACGAUCUCGUUCAGUGGCAACAGUUCCACCACCACGACAAGCUCAUCCUCCACUUCGAACUUCUUAUGCGCCAUCAGCUGGACCUGCUCAAGGGACAAGAUCAGCCCCCAUCCCAAGUCGACGACAAGGCCGUGGAAGUGGAACAGCAGCGAAUAGUGGGGGUGUGCUGCGCUGUAUUUAUUCCCAUGAGGGAUGUCCUUUCCAGACCAGAGAUAGCAGGAGCCGCAACCAGCACGAGUAUGAAUGCGAUCAUCGCCCCGUUAUUUGCCCCCUCCGGUCGGAUAAGUGUUACAACUCGGUCAUCCCCUUUUCCCGGUACAUCAACCAUUUGCAUGGCUAUCAUGGCGUGAAAUUGUUCCGGGAAUUGAAUCACAUUCACAAGUUCUUCGUGAAAACGCGUGACGAUCGCCUAGUCAGAGACGGCGCAUCUUCAAUGUUCAUCAUGGAAACUGGACCUGCAGAAAAGUUUGUCGUCCAAGUGAGAGAAAUAAAGAACGUUGAUGGAGAAGAUUUAGAUAUUUUCCUAAUCUGGAUUGCGUUCCAUGGCAAUGUUGGCCAGGCGCCAGAUUGGCGAUUCAGAGGAAGACUUUGUUUCAACCUGAGCCCAGAUCAUGACGGUGUAGAACGUUCUAUGUGGACUAAUUUCCCCGAUCUGACCAACGUGUUCGCUGGUGAUGUCGUCGCGACAACGAGAAUGGUUGCGGAUCAGGUGUUGGUCCGCACUAAAAACUACUUGAUGAUUCCAGUCGCCGAUAUGAGGGCGAAUUUGGAAACGGCGCAGCUCAGAAACGGCUUCACAUCGAAGUUCUGGUCGCUAGAUGUAACUAUUACGAAGGCUGAAGGAUACACAUUACGAUAACUAUUUGGAUGGCAUGGUAUUUUGAAUCGCUAGUUGCUAAAUCAUUACAAAAAUUAUUAACCUUUGACCUAGAUGAGAAUGCGAAUACUGUUAAGUCGUAUUUGUUACUAAAACUUCACGAUUUGACUUUUUGAAUGAUUAAUUUAUUUAUUGACCUGUUAGUAGAUUAGGAUUAGAAUUUUUAAAAGUAUGUCAUAUUGAAAAUUUACUAGCAAAAUUAAUUAAGCAUGUUAAACUGGUAAAAUCUGAAAUCGUAAUCUAAUUGUUAUCCUACUCAAUUAUGCACUUAGGAUUAAUGUAAAAAUAUUAGUGAAUCUAUAUAGUUUUGCUCGAGCCCAAAAGGAUGCAGCUAAAUAUUCUACUACUCUUGAACCCCAAUGGACUGUCACUUUGCUAAAUGUUGACCAUGACCAAUGUUAUUAAUGUUAAAAUGAUUCCUUCCGGAAUUAGCUAAAUUUGGCAAAGUGACUUUGACAUGUGGUUCAAUUGUACCACAUUUGCCUGAUACAGUUUACUUAGGGAGUGAGAUUUCAUAGGUAGAUUAGAUAGUAAAAUGUACAUACAUAAAAUAACAAUUGAUUCGUAGAGUAAUUUUAUCAUAUUCAUGAAACACGAAUAUUCAUGUGGUCAAAUACUGUACUUUUGGCAACAGAAAUGAAUAAUUAUUGUCGUGAUUUAUCUCAAUAAAUUUUUAAUAAUCUGC
Messenger RNA from Folsomia candida, 2227 nucleotides. RefSeq lists its product as uncharacterized. NCBI's taxonomy places the organism in Eukaryota, Metazoa, Arthropoda, Collembola, Entomobryomorpha, Isotomidae. Bases 199 to 1524 code for a protein of 441 amino acids. Gene Ontology annotation, molecular function: ubiquitin protein ligase activity. Gene Ontology annotation, cellular component: cytoplasm. The record is from RefSeq and is a predicted model, not a curated record. The transcript is spliced from 5 exons.